Syzygium oleosum is the source of this 1345-nucleotide messenger RNA. Its product is annotated as peroxidase 27-like. The transcript is spliced from 4 exons. Gene Ontology annotation, biological process: response to oxidative stress; hydrogen peroxide catabolic process. Bases 22 to 1104 code for a protein of 360 amino acids. The record is from RefSeq and is a predicted model, not a curated record. Gene Ontology annotation, molecular function: peroxidase activity; heme binding. Gene Ontology annotation, cellular component: plasmodesma; plant-type cell wall. NCBI's taxonomy places the organism in Eukaryota, Viridiplantae, Streptophyta, Magnoliopsida, Myrtales, Myrtaceae.
CAUAUUGCAUAUAAUAAAAGCAUGCUGAACUGUCGUGGUAAUUGCAGCCCAUACGGUGUAUAUAAAGAAGGCCAAAGCGGUCCGUUGAUGAAAACAUCCACAAAAAAAAACACUAAAGCCAUGGCUUGUCCAAAGCUCUUCUUGUCUUGUUUGUUGCUUCAGCUGAUGUUCUUGUCUCUUGUCCCUGAGGUCGCUCAUGGCAAGGGUCUCAAAGUAGGGUUUUACCGGAAGACAUGCCCUAAUGCGGAGGCCAUCGUGAAGGAGGUCAUCGGACAAGUCAUGUCCGUCGCUCCGAGCCUCUCCGGCCCUCUCUUGAGGUUGCAUUUUCACGACUGUUUCGUUAGGGGUUGUGAAGGUUCAAUACUGUUGAACUCUUCGACCCAUCAAGCCGAGAAGGAUGCGAAGCCGAAUCUCAGCCUUCGAGGUUUCCAAGUAAUCGACAGAGUCAAGACGGCGCUGGAGAAGGCAUGCCCCGGAACCGUUUCAUGCGCCGACAUCGUGGCCAUUGUCGCUAGAGAUGUCGUUGUCGCGACUGGAGGACUUUCCUAUGACGUGGAAACCGGACGAAGAGAUGGGAAGGUUUCUAGUGAGGAGGAGGCACUUCACAAUUUAAUAAACUCUAAGGCCAACAUUACAGUUCUGAGAACAGCAUUUGCACAGAGAGGCCUCAGUGUGAAGGACCUUGUCGUCCUAUCAGGUGGGCACACCCUUGGAACUUCACACUGCUCUGCCUUCGCCUACCGCCUCUACAACUUCACCGGAAAGGGCGACGCCGACCCCAAGCUUGACCCCAACUACAUAGCGAGGCUGAAGCUCAAGUGCAAGCCGAAUGACAAUACCACUCUCGUCGAGAUGGACCCGGGAAGCGUGAGGACGUUUGACAUCGGUUACUUCAAUCUGAUCCCGAAGAGAAGAGGCCUCUUCACUUCGGACGCCUCACUUCUUGACGAUAGCCGAACCAAGGCGUACAUCGACCUCCAGAUCAGGACCGGCGGAUCCACUUUCUUCAAGGACUUUGGAGUGUCGAUGGUGAACAUGGGUCGGAUCAGCGUGCUCACCGGAACCGCCGGUGAAAUCAGGAAAGUGUGUGCAAAGGUUAACUAAGGGUUGACGAGGAGGACCCACGAUAGAGCAUGGAAUAAUUGGAUAUGGUCCAUUAUUCUCGAUUUACAAUUGUCGGUAGUAAGUAAUUGAGAAAAGAUGUAGCCAAUGCGGAAAUUCUCGGGCUAAUCUUGACCCGUGACUUCACAUGCGCGCGACUUAGAAAGUGAAUUUCCCUUUGAUUAAUUAACUGAAGAAAGUAAUGAUCCUUUUCAUUUGAUGAUCGAGGUUUGAUUGAUUUGGA